Molecule: messenger RNA, 3424 nt
Organism: Electrophorus electricus (electric eel)
Lineage: Eukaryota; Metazoa; Chordata; Actinopteri; Gymnotiformes; Gymnotidae
Gene: prdm4
Product: PR domain containing 4
Biological process (GO): regulation of gene expression
Cellular component (GO): nucleus
Molecular function (GO): protein binding; DNA-binding transcription factor activity, RNA polymerase II-specific
Source: RefSeq, a predicted model, not a curated record
UCCCUUGUCUUUAGUCAUGUUAUUGUUUUCCUCAUUAUGUUUUAGGAAUUUAGGAAAAAUAGGAAUUUCAGGCUUGAAUUUGAGCAGUUGUACUGUAUUGCUUUUUGAACUGUACUGGUAUAUUCAUAUAUUUAAUGGCAUUCGUAAGAUAUGAUACCAAGAUACCUCUUAUUCCGUACUUCUCUUUUUAGCACAAGCUUGCUAGCUAGCUAGCAUGCAUGAUGGAAACCCAAUUUCAAUUGUUUUUAAUAUUUUUUGAGAACUGGAUUACUUUCCGAUGCGUGUAACGUGGUGCUAAAUAAGAUUUGGAGUGUUUUUUAGAUGUAGCUAUGUCUUUUCAGUUUCAUAUGUAGCUUGCAAGUUACUGUUAGUUACCUUAGUGUGUUUCUCAAAUUUGAAUGUAUGGCUACCAACACAGUUAAAAAAAUGUCCCUUGCUGUGCCAUAACUGACAGCAAGCCUUCAGAAUGAAUGACAUGAACCUUAACCCCGUGGGCAUGGACCAACUCAGUGUACCCUCUGUCAGCUCGAGCCAUCUAGGCAUACCUACCUCACCCACUCACAACUCCAUUGCCACUCCAGGCAUGCCAGUAGCCAUACCAAGCUUGGGUCCAUCCCUUGGGUCACUGCCCUCCGCCCUCUCUCUGAUGCUCCCCAUGGGUCCUUUAGGAGAUAGAGGGGUUAUGUGUGGCCUUCCAGAAAGGAACUAUACCUUACCCCCUCCCCCAUACCCACACCUGGAGAGUAGCUAUUUCAGACACAUCCUUCCAGGUAUUUUGUCAUAUCUGGCUGAUCGCCCUCCGCCCCAGUACAUACACCCCAGCAGUCUUAACAUGGAUGGAACUCUGUCUGUACCCAACAAUAACCCUUCCGGCCUAGACCCGUACAGUGGCCCUGGAGGGCCCUUGGAUCAGGCUAUGGUGACCAUAGACUCACGGCAGGUCAGUGGGCAAGUUGACCUCCACCAGGGCAGUGCUCACGAGGUACAGCUGGACACCACUGGACUUACGAUGGAGUCACGCGUCAACAGUCCGUUGUCUCCCGACGGGAUGGGAGAGGAGCUGACUGCCAUGGAAGGGGUGGUGGUGCCAGUGGAGACGCAGCAGCAGCUAGCGGCCAGGACUCAGACCCACGAGAGCCUGGCUGGGGUGGACUCCUCAGGGGGAGUGAUGCCCCUGCACGGUGCUGGGCUGGAACUGCCAGUCGUGAUGGAACAGGAGCAUAUGAGCGGUAGGGUGGGGAGCGGCUCCGGAGGGUCCGGGGGCCCGGGGACUCUGAGCGAAGCUUUGCACCCUGGAGGGGAGCUGGGCUCUGGGGUGGUCAGCGUGGUGCUUGCUGGAGCCGUGGUGCCUCAGGCUCAGCUGGAACCCGUGUCUCUGCAUGGACCCUCAGGUUUGGGCCUCGAGCCUGUAAACGUGUCCCCCAUCACCACAGAAGUGUCUCUGGGGCCAGACAGCAGUCUGGUGCUGGUUAACUCCACCCUACAACUGGAGGACUCCACCUCAAAUAAGGAGAACAUAGCCACGGCAUUCACUAUUUGGUGCACUUUAUGUGAGCGUUCUUUCAACUCAGACUGCCCUGAGCACGGCCCUGUCACGUUCAUCCCAGACACGCCCAUUCAGAGCAGGGCACGCCUUUCUUUGCCCCAACCCCUGUGCCUUCGUGUAUCUGUGGCCGAUGAGCCCACUGGUGUAUUUACACGAGAGACCAUCCCCACCAGGACCUGCUUUGGACCAAUGGUUGGGCAGCACUGUAGCAGUGUGGAGCUAACAGACUGGUCUGACAAGGACACCCCUCAACUAUGGAAGGUCGCUGUUACUGUCCAAACCGAGAUGAUAGGAAACUCGUCCACUAAUGUCAUGUUCCACAAUGAUAUCCAAGAAUUUUGUAUAGUGACGACAGACGAACACGAAUGUAACUGGAUGAUGUUUGUGAGAAAGGCGAGGACCACGGAGGAGCAGAAUUUGGUGGCAUACAUCGAUAACGGGAAGCUCUACUUCUGCACGUCACAGGAGAUUCUCCCAGAGCAAGAGCUGCUGUUCUAUUACAGCAGGGAAUACAGCAGACAGCUGGGUGUACCUCAAGUACCAGAGGGACAAAUCUGUCACUGUGGAAAAGAAUGCACCUCUUUCUCUGAGUUCAAGUCACACCUCAGCAGUCACAGCCCAAACCAGGAAGACCCUGCUCACACCUCAGUGCACAGUCAGCCCCACCCCCAGGAUAAGCUGCCCAAUGAGACGCCCAGCUCCGCCUCCUCCCCGUCAUGGCAGUGCCACACCAGUGGUGACACACAGAGCAACGGGCACCGACAAGGCAGGGAAAGGAAGUUUAAGUGUAAUAUGUGUUCACGAGCGUUCACAACCUCCACCAAGCUGAACGUGCACUUCAUGGGUCACAUGGGCGUGAGACCGCACAAAUGCAGCUACUGUAGCAAGGCCUUCAGUGACCCUAGCAACCUUAGGAUGCAUCUAAGAAUACACACAGGUCAGAAGAAUUUCCGGUGCACGGUGUGCGGGAAGUCCUUUACCCAGAAGGCCCAUGUAGAGUCUCAUAUGGUCAUUCACACGGGUGUCAGGAAUAUCAAGUGUGACCACUGUGACAAGAUGUUCAAUAGGAAACAGGACCUCAAACAGCACAUGUAUACACACUCACUAGACCGUCAGAUUACAUGUCCAAAGUGUGACAAGCAGUUCCUCAAGACUGACCACCUAAAAAAGCACCUGAACUCUCACGAUGGGAAGAGGGAAUUCAUCUGUGAGAAAUGUAAUAAGGGCUUUCUUACCAAAUACCACCUCACACGCCACCUCAAAAUCUGCAAGGGCCCCAAGACUGGCAGGUCAGUUGCCCAUGAAGAGGAAGGGGAUGAGGAAGAGGAUGAUGAGGAGGAUGAGGCAGAGGAACAGGAGGAGAGGAGUGCCAGGGCACCAGAUGAUGAAGAAGAGUGUGGAAUUGGCAUGGAAGGGUACGCCUCGGAAAAGCCCCUGUAACCUCUCAGUGCUACGUGCUUUGAGCACAGUUUUUUAUUUUUCAAGUUUACCGUUCAUUUUAUUUAUCACUCUAUUUACAGGUUACAGCAGAUGUAUUUUUAUUGAUUCAAAAAUCUUGCUUGACCCAGAUAAAGCUUUUAUUUGUGGGAGGUGGGGUGUAGAUGUGUAAUGAAAUUUAAAAAUACAAAUCAUUACAUGUGAAAUGUAAAUUAUAUCUGAACAUCAUGUUGUAACCGAAACACUGCCAAGAUUUUUCUUCCCCCGAUUUGUAUGACAUUUUCUUAAUUAACUCAAAGUUGUUGGUUUUUUUUUUUGUUUUUUUUUACAUGUCCUUACUUUGCCAGGGCUGUUAUUUAUUGAUAUCUAUGGGAAAAGCAACCUUACGAUUUACGGAACAAUGUCGUUUAUUUUCCAAAUAAAAUUGCAACAAAUACUCGA